This is a messenger RNA of Caenorhabditis angaria, 19328 nucleotides long. The record is from the annotation of a GenBank genome assembly. NCBI's taxonomy places the organism in Eukaryota, Metazoa, Nematoda, Chromadorea, Rhabditida, Rhabditidae.
AUGAAUAUUUUGAUUUCUAUAAUCUAUCUAUUGUUAUUUUUUGAACCUCCGCCAGUUUUUGGUGGCGGAGAAGAAACGGGAUUGGUGAAAAGGUGCCGCGAGAAAGAGGAAUUUCAAUGUUUGGUGGAUGGAGAAUGUAUUUCAAUGAAAAAAUGGCAGGAUGGAAUUGAUGAUUGUUUUGAUGGAAGUGAUGAAGGUGGGGCAAGGGAAGGGUUGUGAUUGAGCUGUAAUCUGAAUUUGAAUUUAUCAAUUUUGGGGUUCCAAAAAUUGUUACUCCUAAUGUUAAGAAAAUUGAAAACGCUAUACGUUUCAAAAAAAUUAGAUAACAUUUUGAAAGCCAAAACUUUACGUGGCACCUUUACUCAUUUUCACUAAUUAUUUUCCGGACUUUCCAUCUUCGAAAAACGAAAUUCCCGUGUUCGAAAAAAAUUUGGGUCAUAUUUUUGGUUUCUGAUAAAAACAUGCCACGUUGAUUUUAGGAACUAAAUGUUAAAUUUUCCCAUCUCCAAAAAUAAUUUAAAAUAAAUUUCCAAGUUCAAAUCGAUCAGAAAACUCAUUCAUUUUCAUAAUAAAAAUAUCGAAACAGUAAUUUUUAAAGCAAACAAAAAAAAAUAGAAAAUCUCUUGACCUUUUCCCAUAUUUUUUCUCAGUUCAGACCGGAUUUCGUUGCUUUUUAGGUUUCAAGUUAAUUGUGUCUUGGAUUAUGAUGAUGAAUUAUAAUUAGUACACUUGAAAUAAAAAACCACUGACGAGAAGUCUAAAAGUGCAGCCGAAAAUUGUGAAAAAAAGUUAUUUAUGAAUUUUUGAAUUUUGAAAAAAAAAUGUUUGAGGAGUUUAUAAUUUUAAACUAUAUGAAGUCUUUAGAUGUUAAUUUUAAAUCUGAUUUUCUUUGAUUUUUGGUAGUUCAUUAGAGCGCAUAUGCCUUUCCCUAAUUUUUCGAAAAAUCAAAUAUUUUUCUUCAGGUUUCAAUUUUAAAAUUACUCCCUAAUUACUCCUAUUCACUUAAUAAACAACUCUUCAAGAAAAUUUGCCAACUCCGAAAAAAGAAACCUUGAAACCCAAAAAUUCUGUAUUUAACACAAUAAUUGGUUUUGUUCGGUUCAAAAAUAGGUUCACAAUUAAUUUUCCAUCUCAUCUCAUCUCAUUUCUUUUUCUCAUCGCAGAUGUCUCAUUUCACGGAAUUUCCUUUUCCGUUUCUGUCCGAAUUUGGAUAGGGUAAUUAAGUUAUGGAGUAAAAAAUAGUACGAUGUUUUAUGUAUGACCUUUUGAAGAAAAAUGAAGGACAAAUCUAGAAACAGAAUAGAAAAAAGGUUCAGCAACUUUUUGUUAGUUCCAGAAGACCUCACUUUCUCGAAGCAAAUCGAGAAAACCUUCAAAAUCAAAUGACGCGCGCAAGCAUUUUGUAAGCAGCAUGCGAAAUAAAAAAGUUGGAAUUAUAUAUUAUUCAAAUAAAAAUGACGAGCGUUUUGUAUAUGUUUUCACAAAUAAUUGGGGGAUUUGAAUGGCAAAGCCAACAAUAACUGUUCGAAUGUUUUCACAGAAACAAUAUAUACAUUUUUUCGACAGUCUUUUUGACAUUUAAUCAUAUGUUUCGAAAGCAAAACAGGCGAAACAGAUGUUUGAAAUUGAAAUUGGGAGGAAACGGGAAGUUUUUGUACAGGAAAGGAAAACAUUUUGAAGAAAAUACUGCUUCCAUAUUUGAGUUUUUUGGACCUGAAACUAUUUGUAAAACAUUUUGAUGAAGUUGGGAAUUCUGUGCUGAAAUUAUCACAAUCAGUUUUUAGCUUGUUUUUAAUCGCAGAAUGUUUUAUUUUUAGAAAAAAAAAUGAAAUAUAGGGGAACUUCAAACUUUUUCCAAAAAGUAAAAGUCACUCAGAAACUUCCGUUAAUUAAUUACAUACCCACCCCACCCAAACUGUGUCAUUUUCUUUUUAUUCACCAAUUUUCUCACCAGCCGAGAAAACUUCAAUCAUUUUCAAUUCAACUCUUUUAUUCUCACCUAUUCAUAUUCAAAAAUUGCGCAAUCGCAGCAUGACUCCUUCUUUUUCUAUCUAUAUUUGUAUUUAAUUACAUUAUUAUUAAAUAAGUAUACAAAAUAGAAUAGGAAGAAGGUAUAAUAUACCUCUACCUACCUUCUUCUUACACAAGGGCGGCCCACUUCAGAAGGUUUUCUUUUUUUAUUUUUACUAUAAUAAUAAGAAUAAUACAAAUAAUAAGUAUAAGUAACACAAAAAAUACAAAAAUAUCAUAUGAUGAAAGGGGUGAGAGAAUUAUAAAUACUUAUGCUAAAUUGAAAAUUGUAUAAAAAUACAAAUCGAUUAUUUUUAAUUUGGUACCAAAAGCUUGAUCUACAGUAACCCUGACGAUUUUUUUCGGAUUCAACAAAAUUGAGCUUGGUAAAAUUCAAAACCUACAGCACCUUAAAACGUCGAUUUUUUCAAAUUUUUCCGAUUCAAAUUAAAAAAAAACAGAAAUAAAAUCUUGUUCCCAAAAAAGGAACCUUGAAUUAUACUUCACUUAUUUCAACUUUUUUUAAUUCAGCCUGUAUGCCGUGGCAAUUUGACUGUCAAUUUGGAUCACCUCGUUGCGUUUCAAGAAAACAAUUGAAUGAUGGGAAAAUUGAUUGCUAUUCGGGUUUUGAUGAAGGAUGUCCAGCACAUUUUUUUGUUUGUAAAGAUCGAAGUGGAUGUAUUGAACCGGCUAAAUAUCUGGAUGGAAUUGCUGAUUGCAAAGAUCGAUCUGAUGAACGUAUGUGGACAAAUUAAUAGGAAUUUUCAGGAAGAUCUCUAGGACAAAAUGAAGCAUUUUUCUCAAAAAAGUUAGAUCUAUAAUCAUCAAAUUUUUUAAAGAAUUUGAGUGAAAUUAUAAAUUUUAGAAAACCUCUUCGAUUUAUGUACAAAGUUUGUGUAUUUUUUUAAUCAAAAUUUACCAGAUUCCUUUAAAAAUUCGGAAUGUCUCCAAUUUCAUUAUUUUUUCAGCGUGCGCUCAAACUCAAUUUCAAUGUGCCGAUGGAUCGAAGUGCAUUUCGAAAAAACUGUUUCAAGAUGGAAACGAUGAUUGUGUUGAUGGAUCUGAUGAAGGUUAAAUUUUUGGGGACUUCAAAACUUUACGAUAAAUAUGUAUUUCAAAAUAAAUAAAAAAAUUUCAAAAUUCCUAAAAAUAUUUCAAAAUAAAAGCACGUGACGUGAUCUAAAAACCUCUGUUUUUCCAAAAAAUGUUUUAAUUCAAAAAUCGAUUGUUCUAGAAUGCACCGCUUCUCAAUUUUCAUGUCAAUGCGGAGCUGUUCGAUGUGUUGGCCGAAAUGCAAUCUCAGAUGGAAGUUGGGAUUGUGAAGAUGGAAGUGAUGAACUUCAUAAUCAAACCGGUUCGUUUUUUGGAUGAUUCAUUCAUUUUUCAUCAAAUAUUUACCAAGUCAUGGUCAAUAAAUUUCAGAUAUUUGUGCUGAUGGAAAACCAGCAAGAAAUGGUGGAAUCAAUUCUUUAUCAAUUGGGACUAUACAAAUUUGCGCUGUUGAGAAUCCGUGUAAACCAGAGCUCGGCCAGAUUUGUAUUGUAAGCAGAUAUACUUGGAGGGGUUCCUUGGGAAAAAUUACAGUGGUCCCGAAAAAAUCUUAUUUUUCAGGUGAUCGGUGGAUCUUGGAGAUGUGUUUGCAAACUUGGAACAGUUCGCCCAAUCGGUUCUGUCAAAUGUAUUCCCGUCGAACUUCUCUCAAGAUACCUUAAGAAUCCAGUCAGUAAUUGUACCGAGCUUGGAAUGCAAUUCGGAUCGUUGCGAGAACUUCAACUUCUACGAAUUCAGAAAAAAUCAGAUAUCCGUCGAGCUCCUCAAAAAUUCGAAAUAUCUCGAACAACUCCGGAUGGAUUUUUGAUUGGCGAACAAUCGGAAAAAGUUCCAUUUAUGUUUCAAAUUGAUUCGGAGGAACAUGGUAUUUCUGAUGAGACAAUUGAUACAUAUGGAACUGGUUUGCCACCUGAAACAAUCAAAUUUCAACGAGACGAACAUCAGUGUGAUCCAACAUCGAAUCAAAGUUGUCAUGGACAAUUACAAGAAUGUCAAUUGCAAGCUGAUUCGAAAUUUCGAUGUUCUUGUCAAAUUGGAACUGUUUUUAUGGAUGGAGAAUGUCGAGGUUUGAUUUUAUUUUGAAUAGAAAUGAAACGAAUUAUCCUCAAUCAAUUCUAGAAACAUUCCAAAUUUUUCAGAACUUCGAAACGAAUGUUUGGAAGGUUCCCAUAAUUGCGCAAAAGAGGCAAUGUGCGUCGAUGCAGUCAUUGGAUACGAAUGUCUUUGUCGUGAAGGAUAUCUCGACACUUCGCUCGAACCUCGCACAAAACCAGGGAGAAGUUGUCUUAAGUGUAAGUUUCUCAAUUUUUCAACUGGAAUUUGUUGUAUUUUCUAGUAAUCAAUGAAUGUUCAAUUGGCGGUAAAAACAAUUGUUCACCAAAUGCAAAAUGUUUCGAUAAACCUAUUGGAUAUUCAUGUAGAUGUCAACAAGGAUUUGUUGAUGUUUCAGAAGAAGCGAGAAAACCUGGUAGGAAAUGUGUGAAAGGUAACUAACUUAGAAGAUCUAAAAUUUGCCCAUAUUCAAAAAAAUGUUUCUAGCCAUCAAUGAAUGCGCCACAAAUGAACAUAACUGUGAUAAGAAUGCGGUUUGCAUAGAUCUUCCGAUUGGGUUUUCAUGUAGAUGUCCUUUCGGUUUCACAGAUGUCGGCCUGGAUUCGAAUUUUCCGGGGAGAAAGUGUGUUGAUGGUGAGAACGUUUUUCGGGUUAAGAAAACUUGGGAUUUGAAAAAAAUCUAGCCUUUUCUGAGAAUUGUUUUCAAAAUCUUACCGAUUUAGAAAAAAAUAUUCAAACAUCUAGAAUUAUUCCAGUUUCCCAAAUGUUUUCAAAGUUUCAAAAGAUUGAUUUUUCAUUUUCCCAAAGUUGUUUUCUUGAACUUCUCAAAAAGCACUUUACUUUUUUUUUCCAAAAAUAUUUACAUCUGAUCUCAGAAAAAAAAAAACAAAAUAUUUGGUAUUUAUUGUCGCAACUACCAAAAAACCAGUUCCUUCUUUUUCUACUCAAACACAAAAAAAAAAUAAUACUGUACUUUUUGCCGUCUUGCACCAUCGCCAAGAUAAUCCUAAUCCCUGAAUUCUUCUAUGUUCUUUAUAUUUUAUAUUCAGCUAGAAAAGACUUUCGUUUUUAUUUUUUUCGAAAUCGAAUCGAUGAGUAUCUUUUUUUGCUUGCUUGCUUGGUUCUUCCUUUCAUUAUUCACCGGAUCCGAAAACCGAUUAUUAUCUCGAGAAAAAAGAGAAUAAAGAAUAAGAAGAAGAAGACAAGAAAAAAUAAAAAUGAUAUUAUAUGUAUUUUCCGGUGGAAAUUAAAUGAGAUUUAAACGAAGAAAUUUGACAUAAGAGUUGAAGAGGAGAAAAAGAGAGAAACAGUAUUUCAGUCGGAAAUUGAGCAGAAAAUUUUAUAUUCUUAAAAUUGUUAGGAAAAGUUCAAGGUCCUUGAGAAAGUUAGUAAAGACUUCAAAAAGGAUUUUUUCUUUAAGCUGUUAGGAAUAAUAUUGAGGUCUUGUUCAAAUUUGCCCAAAUGUCACACUUUACCAAAUGUGUUUUCAGCGACACUCGAAUGCGUUGGCUGUAAUUCAACUUUUGCGCAAUGUGUCGAAACGAAGACCAAAAAUCGAGUUUGUACUUGUUUGCCGGGAUAUUUGGAUAUGUCACCAAUUACACCUGGGCUGAAUUGUCAGCGAUUGCAAAAAAGUGAGUCAGGAUUUGAGAGCGGAAGAUUUUACGGAAAAGGGAACCUGGGAUUACUGUAUAUUUUUGUGCCGAAAAUGUGGAAUUUUCAGAUUAAAAAUGGGGACUGAAAUUUCCUUCUCUUCAAAACCUUAGUAACGUUCUGAUUUCCCAUCCCAAAAUUUCUCUUGAUUUUCCGAUCUUCCAUGUUUUUCUGAAAUUCUAGUUCCUCAUCCCCCAAAAAACUUGAUCUACAGUAUCAUUAUUAUUCUGCAAUAAAAAAGCGUCUUCUUAAAAUCCCGCAAAUUUCCAUCCCAAAAAAUGAUUAGAAAUGAUGUUUGAUUGGCUUGUUCGAACUAGAUUAGCCAGUUAACUGUUCCGAACACAAAAAAAAGAUGGGCUACCAUGAAUAGAAUCUCAAGAGAAGCAAGCCACCGCCCAAUUCUUUUCAACUUUUCAUCUUCUUCUUCUUUUUCUUCUUCUUCUUCUUCGCGCAUCCACUUGACUCCGCCCAUUUUUUGAAGAAAAGAAAUACAAGAACACACUAAUUCGCCGCUUCUGUUUGAAUUGAAAUUUAAAAAAAAAAAGAUAAAUUCCAAACUAUUUUUUUAUUUGAUACAUAUUAUAUUUCUGCAAAAUUAAUUAAUUAAUUCGCUAAUUUUGAAAUUUCAAUUUUGUAAUGCGCCAUUUGAUUGGCGUCGUUUUUCACCUCGUUUUGGGAUGGAAUUUGGCAUAUGGUAAGGAUCAUAUUAUUUAAAACUAGUUAAUUAACUGAUUAAUUAAUUUUUCUAAUUAUUUUUUAUCAGAUUUGAGUUGUUAUAACUAUGGUGGUGGAAGAAUUUUGAUCGGUGAGAGUUAGUGUUUUUUUGAGUUUCUAGUUUAUGGGCUCUGUAAGGAUAGUGGGUCCCGAAGAAGAUUCUGAGGCUCACUUGGAAAAAAUAACUUUGUAGUAUGAUCAACGCAAAACUUUUUAGUAAAACAGUACUGUAAUUUUUAACCUCAAAUAGAAUUUACUUAUUAAUAAUUUAUUAAAACUCCGAAAUUCAGAAGUUGAGGCCUAACAAUUUCAGUCAUCUGAUUAUUAUAUUUUGAAGAUUUACUCACACUAUUUUCAGCGAAAGUUGAAAGAUUACUGUAAGAUUUUGCUUUAUUUCUCAAAGUUCUUCUUCUCAGAAUAUUUUUGUGAAAGUUUGAAAACAAAAAAGUUACUGUAAAACGUCAUAAUUUCUUUUAGUUAUAAAAAAAUUUCGGUAGAAAAUUGCAGAGGGCUCCUUAAUUCCUUAAACUUCUAAUGUUUCAAAUCACACAUUGAAUUUUAAUUUUUUUCAGGGUUUUAUUUUUCAUAGUUUUGUUUUGAUUUUUGAUGAUCCUUUGAAUUUUCUUCUCAUUUUUUUACUCACACGAGACAUUUGUUUUUUUUUAAGUAACUCAAAUCUCCUUACAGAGCCCUCAACUAAACAAUAAUGUUUGUCCUGUCAUUUGUCUAAAUAACCAAUAUUUCAUAAAUUCGCUUAACCUGCCUACCUGUCUGCAAUAAAUAAAUUCUGCUUCACUACAUAUGUACUACUUUUCCCCUAUUUCUCAUUUCACAAUUCGAAAAUUACCUUGCCUUGAUACUUACAUGAAAUAAUUGCACGCAGCAAAAAAUUUCACUAUUUAAAUAAUAUAAAUUCAAUUAAAAAGUCAAACAUCGUUAGAAAUAUUAGCCCCCAACCAGACCCCGUUUUUUUCGACUUUUUCAUACAGAAAAAAAACAAAGUCAAGAUGUUUUUAUUACCAUUCUCUCGGAAAACUAAGUAGUAGCAAAAAGUUUUUUGUAUAGUCGGAUGGGAAGAAGAAAAAACCAACAUCGCCUUUUUUGACCUGAUUUCUCUUGUGUUUGUUGGUUUACAUAUGAGACAAAAAAUGUAUUGUGGAGGGGGAUUUUGAAUUUUUAUUUUUUUUUGCAAAACUAAAAUGAAAUUAGCAUUUCUCGAUGGCUAACAAAUAGUAAACAAGUGAAAGUUAGAGUUGUUUUUGAGUAGGACGGAUAAUUAGGUGUUAUUUUGUAAUUGAGGUAGGUUCCUUGUUGGUUGACAUGUUAGAUGACCGAUACAAACAAAUUUGUGUUUUGUGAAAUUGUGGAAAAUAUGAGAAAAAGGCUUAUGAUAUGUUUCUUGUGUGUAAGAAUAAUUUGGGUUUGACUAACUUCGGGGGAGGUUAAUAAUGACCAGAUUCAAAAAAAAGGUGGAAAAAUCCGGGAUAGAGAAUCUGUAGGCGAGUUUUGUGACGAGCCAUGUCCGGAUAACAGGACCAUUUUUGAGAAUCUGAAUCGGACCGCAGAAAUUUCAGACUUUUGAAUAAGAACUGAUUUGCAAAUGAAUAUAUCAAAAAAUUUGAAUCAUUUUGUCCCAAAGUUUUGUUUCAAUUUCAAAAUUUUGGAAACUACUGACAACAAAAAUAACAACCCCGCCAUCUACAAACUUUUUUGCAAAACCCUAAUCAUCUAUUUUUGUAGGAGCGAAUCCAUGCCAAGACUAUUCCCUUCACGAUUGCGAUCCAUUAGCCGAAUGUUUCAGCGAACAACCCGGCUAUUUUCAAUGCAAAUGUCCUAAUGGAUUUAGCGACGUCUCACCGGAUGCCAAACGAUCUCCAGGCAGAAAAUGUGUGAGAGGUAAAUUGUACGCUGGCAAACAAAAACGAUUCGGAAGCGAAAAAAAACCGAUCUAGUUAUCCUAACCCAUCCAUACAUCCAUAAUUGUCACACCUCGGCCAAAAUCGUGGUUUCCACAAUAAAAAAUUGUACGCUAACUUUUUACAGUACAAAAAUUGUGAAUUUUUCAGUUUUUGUCCUCUAAAAAUUGUGAUUUUUCAAUUUUUGACCUCUAAAAACUGAAAUUUCGAUUUUUCAAAAAAUUGUACUCUGGCCAGCCACGGAUUGGCCGAGGUGUGAUAAUUGUACUAAUCUCAUCAAUCUAUCAGCUGCUGACUAAUAGAUCCGAGAAAAAUCAAGUUUUUCUACCCACUCGUUCGCUCCAAUUCUUUUUUUUUGCAUUUUCUAGAUUGAUUAAGUCUCCACUUCCUAAUCAUUGAAAAAAAAACCAAAACAUCAUUAGGGCAAGCCAUGUUUUUUGUCGGUCAAGGACAUUUCGAAUGAUAAGCUAACUGAGAUGUGAGAAGAUGGAAAAGUGCACUCGCCAAAGAAACGGGUCAACUUUUACCCGUAAAUUAUGUAAAUUUUGUGAGAUGGUGGGUAAUUCGUUUGAUGGAUGAAUUUAAUUCGAACAAGAAAAAGAAACCGAUCGUCCAAGUAGGGGGUAUUUAAAAUUCAUGCGCGACCUUCGACAUAUGUAUUUGUAUGUUCUGUUCGCCCGCGCAGGCGGCAGCAGCAAAACUUUCUUCGAGAAAAAAAACUAGCAGUAGGUUCCAUGCCAAUUCACCUUGAAAUGCAAUAAUAAUAAUAAUAACAAUAAUUUAUAGUAUUUUUUAUUAUUGUUGUUUGAUGUGGGAAAAACUUGGCAAAGAGAAGGAAAAAAAAAACAAGAGAAUUCUUUUCAGCUGUUGAUGAAUGUUCACUCGGUCGACACACUUGUGAUCAACACGCUGAUUGUCUCGACACUUCCGAUGGUUAUACUUGUAAAUGUAGAAAUGGUUGGAGAGAUGUUUCAACAGAUCCUCUCCGAAGCCCUGGAAGAACUUGUAAGAAAGCAGAUAUGUGCUCACAUAUUGAUUGUGCUGUUGAAGCGGAAUGUCGAGAGACACCAAUCGGGCCAAUGUGUCAAUGUGUUAGUGGAUAUGUUGAUGUUUCCCGCCAACACGGUAAACCAUCUGGACGAGUUUGUCGAGCUGUUGUGAAUGAAUGCGCGGAAAGAAGGCAUGAUUGCUCACCGAAUGCUAGUUGUAUUGAUACUGCUGAUGGUUUUACUUGUCGAUGUUUGGAUGGAUAUCGAGAUGAUAGUCCGGAUAGUUUCAAAAAUCCCGGAAAAAUUUGUGUCAAAUGUGAGUUAUAUUGAGUCAGCUAGCCAGGGUGAAACUUCGAAAUUAAUAAAAGCUUUAGGAUCUAGAACUUUUGAAGUUCAAGAUCCUGGGAUAGUUCAUGGUUUUUCGAAACUCAUGCUUACUUUUACAGCAUUUGUUCCGGAUCCACCAGAAUGCGAUGUAAGCGAUCCAAUGAGUUGUGAUCAACGAAAACGAGAAGUUUGCCUUUUCGUGAGCAACACUUACAAAUGUCGAUGUGCUUCUGGAUAUUCUCGCCUUCCAGAUGGACGUUGUGUUGUCAUCAAUGAAUGUCAACAUUCUCGUCUAAACACGUGUGGAAAAAAUGCGGAAUGUAUUGAUUUGGCCGAAGGUUAUACUUGUCAAUGUCGAAGUGGUUAUGCAGAUAUUUCACCAACUGGACAGCCUGGAAGAAUUUGUCGAGCAAGAAUCAAUGAAUGUAGUAACAAGUGAGUUUUCUCAAAAAUUUUUUGAAGAAGACUAUUGAACAUUAUUUUUUUGCAGAGAAAAAUACAAGGUUGACUGUUCAGAAGAUGCAAUUUGCGUCGACACCGACGAUAGUUACACUUGCCAAUGUCGUCCAGGAUUCGCUGAUGUUUCUGCUGCAUUCAAUCGACUUCCAGGUCGUCGUUGUAUUGAAGCAGUUAAUGAAUGUUCAAGCCGAAAUUUGAAUGAUUGUUCACAAAAUGCGAUUUGCGAAGAUGCGAAAGAAGGAUACAUUUGUAGUUGUCGACCAGGAUAUGUUGAUACAUCAUCCAAUGCUACACAUUAUCCAGGAAGAAUUUGCACAAAACCAGUCGAGAAGAUCGUUAAAACUUCAUCAAGUCAACAUGAAUCAUCAUUUUCGACCGAUUCUUGUGAUCCAAAACAAGCUCAAUGCGGUUCGAAUGAGAUUUGCACCGAUCGACUUGCUCGUGGGCAUUACACUUGUGAAUGUGCUGAGAACGCGUUCCGAUUCACCGAUGGAACCUGUCGACUUUAUUCAGCUUGUUCGAAGAAAAACACAUGUGAUCGAAAUGCAAUUUGUUUGAACAGAUUUGACGAAUAUACUUGUCAAUGUAGACCAGGUUUUAUCGAUGUUUCAGAUGAUUUGAAUCGACUUCCAGGAAGAAAAUGUAAAGAAUGUAAGUGAAUUUGAAACCUUUUCGAAUAUAAAAGCACAAGAGUUUUUUUUUUAGUGAUCAAUGAAUGUGCAACAGCUGAUAAUGAAUGUUCUCCAUUUGCCAGAUGUAUUGAUGCAACUGAUGGUUAUGCUUGUCAAUGUUUGGAUGGUUAUAUUGAUGUUUCAAGUCGACACGGCCAAAGACCUGGAAGAAAAUGCACAAGUGCAGCCAACGAAUGUUCGGAUAAAUCAUUGAAUACUUGUGAUGAGAAUUCUGAUUGUAUCGAUACUCCAGAUGGUUAUACUUGUCAAUGUUAUGGCGGAUUUAUUGAUGUUUCAUCGAAUGCAAACCUUCCACCAGGACGAGUUUGCACAGUUCAAACAACUUGUCCAAAACAAAAAACUGAUUUGGUAUUUUUGAUUGAUGGUUCAGGAUCUAUCGGAUCUUAUGUUUUCAAGAAUGAGGUUCUGCGAUUUGUCAGAGAAUUUGUUGAACUUUUCGAAAUUGGAAGAGAUAAAACUAGAGUUGGUCUGAUUCAAUAUUCUGAUCAAAUUCGUCAUGAAUUCGAUUUGGAUCAAUAUGGAGACAAACAAUCGUUGCUUCGUGGAAUUUCUGAAACUCAAUAUUUGACUGGUUUGACAAGAACUGGUGCUGCGAUUCAACACAUGGUUCAAGAAGGAUUCAGUGAACGACGAGGUGCUCGACCAAGACAGAAUGAUAUUGCAAGAGUUGCGAUUAUUUUGACUGAUGGAAGAUCACAAGAUAAUGUAACAGCUCCAGCAAGUGCUGCUAGAAAAUUGUCAAUCAAUACAUUUGCAAUUGGUGUCACUGAUCAUGUUUUGGCUAGCGAACUCGAAUCAAUUGCUGGAUCACCGAGUAGAUGGUUCUAUGUUGAUAAAUUCAAGGAUUUAGAUACGAGAUUGAGAUCGAUGAUUCAAAAAGCAGCUUGUCCUUCUCCAACAAGACAAGAAACAUCGCCAGAAGGAGAAUGUAAUCCAAGAACUCAAACUGGAUGUGAUCGAACACUCAAUGAACGAUGUAUUUCAGAAAAUGGACGGUAAGCAGAUUGAGAGAAUUGGCAAAAGAUAAUAAAUUAUUUUAGGCCUCGUUGUUCUUGCCCUUCUGGAUUCAGUCGCCACCCAUUGACUCGAGUUUGCGGUGGAGAUUUGUGCAAUCCUCAAUUGAUCACAUCGUGUAUUUUCCCAGAAGAAUGUCAAAUCACACCAUAUUCUAAUUAUCGAUGUGCUUGUCCAGAAGGAUACAAUCGCGAUUACCGAAGUGGAUUUUGCGGUGAGGUCAACAAAUUAGUUUUGAAUGAAAAUUUAAUAUUUCAGUUUCUGUCAAAGAAAUCCGAAUUGAGCCACAACACGAUGGUGAUUGUCACAACGGAGGUGUUUCUUGUUCAACAAAUGAACAUUGUGUGAAUGGUGGAGCUCAUUGGUAUUGUCAAUGUCUUCCAGGAUUUGAAAGAACCCGUUCAGGACAAUGCACUUAUCCUGGAUCGUGUAAUCCAUCUGAUCCAAACUCUUGCAAUAUUCGAAAACGUGAACAAUGUCUUCCAAAUGGAAAUCUUUAUACUUGUCAAUGCGCGAGAAAUGAAAAACGUCAUCCGAUCACAGAAAUUUGUCUCAAAAACGAAUGUAUGACUGGUGAACACGAUUGUGAUAGAUCAGCCAGAUGCAUUGACACCGAUGAAGGAUAUCUUUGUGUCUGUCCAACUGGAUUCAUAGAUCAUUCACCAAACCCAAUUGCUCGACCAGGUCGAUUAUGUGUGGCUGAACAAAAUGAAUGUCUUGACGGAACUAAUAAAUGCUCCCCAAAUGCACUUUGUACCGAUACCGAAAGUGGAUAUAUUUGUCGAUGUAAACCUGGAUUUGUUGAUUAUUCACCAAAUCCACAAUCACAAUCAGGAAUGGUUUGCAAAGAACUUGUCAAUGAAUGUUCAUCACCUCGUUUGAACACAUGUUCGAGAGAUGCUCAUUGUAUCGACACCAUCGAAGGUUAUUCGUGUAUCUGUAAACCAGGUUUCACUGAUAUGGAUGAAUUCAGAAAUCCAGGAAGAGUUUGUCAGAAAGGUGAGUAGAAAUAUUGUGUAAAACAUUUAACAAAUGUGGAUUUGAUUUCAGUCCAACAAAAUGAUAAAUGCUCAAUUGGCAAGAAUGAUUGCGAUCGAAAUGCUCGUUGUAUUCAGAUAGGAGAUAAUGAUUAUUCGUGUUCUUGCCCACCAGGAUUCAAAGACAAAUCACCAUCUUCAUCUCAACCGGGAAGACUUUGUAUUCCAGUUAUCCCCGAAUGUGACAAUCCAACACUCAAUGAUUGUGAUUCACCAGAUCGCGCAAUUUGCACAGAUACUGAUGAUGGUUAUAUGUGUCGAUGUCGUCACGGAUUUUUGGACAUUUCGCCAAAUAUUCGAACAAAACCUGGCCGUCUUUGUAAACCACUUCAAAACGAAUGCGCACUUGGAAUUGAUGAUUGCGCGAGAGAUGGAGGAAUUUGUGAGGAUACACCUGAUGCUUAUAACUGUCGAUGUGCAAUGAAUUAUUUGGAUGUUUCAUAUGAUCGAGUUAAUCGACCAGGUCGAAAAUGUAAAAGAUUGAUUAAUGAAUGUACAACUGGUCAAAAUGAUUGUUCAAGAGAGGGUCUUUGUACAGAUACCGAAGAUAGUUACAUUUGUGCAUGUCCAGAUACACAUAUUGAUUUGUCACCAGAUACUGUUAAUCGACCAGGAAGAAGAUGUUUGAGAAGUAAGUUGUUGUGUUUUAGAUUCUUGAGAUCUACCUAUUUCUUCCAGGAAUCAAUGAAUGUACUUCGAAUCGUCAUGAUUGUUCACCAAAUUCGGAUUGCAUUGAUACACAAGAAUCAUUCACUUGCAAAUGUCGCGAUGAUUUUGUCGACGAAUCUCCAAAUAUUUCUCAAAGACCUGGCCGAGUUUGUCGACCAGCUCUUGUUGACGAAUGCCGAACCGGUAAACAUGAUUGUCAUUCCGACGCAAUUUGUCAAGAUCUUCCACAUGGUUACACUUGUCAAUGCCGCGAUGGUUUCCUUGAUGUUUCUCCACAUCGUUCUACUCAUCCAGGUCGAAUUUGUCAACUUCGACCAACUCCUCCACCACCAGAAUGCCGAUUGGAUGGUUCUAACCAAUGUAAAGUUCAUCUAAACGAAGUUUGUCGAUUAGUAGGCGGUGAACCAAAAUGUUCGUGCCCCGAAAACUAUCAUCGAGAUUCGUCUGGAUCUUGUUCGGUUAUCAAUGAAUGUUUGUUCGCUCAAUUAAACGAUUGUCAUACUUCUGCUGAAUGUAUUGAUCAAAUCAAUGGAUACACUUGUCGGUGCAGAAAUGGUUACAAAGAUAUUGGAAGUGGAAAUAGACCAGGAAGAAUGUGUAAACAAAGUGAGUUUUUUUUAAUCCAAUUUCUAACUUGGAAACAAAUAUUAUAUUUCCAGUGGUCAAUGAAUGUGAAUUCCCACAUUUGAACGAUUGUAGUCAACAUGCCAGAUGUAUUGAUCUUGAAGAAGGAUACGAAUGUAAAUGUAAUCAAGGUUAUAUGGAUCAAUCAAAUGGUCGACCAGGAAGAAUUUGCAAACAAAUGAUCGACGAAUGUUCGAGACCUUCUUUGAACACUUGUGACAGAAAUGCACAAUGUUUUGAUGAAAAAGAAGGAUAUCGAUGUGAAUGUAAUUCUGGUUAUAUUGAUGUUUCUCCGUCAUUAAAAGGUCGAGCUUGUCGUCAACUUAUCAAUGAAUGUGCAAAUCCAAGACUCAAUGAUUGUGACAAGAAUGCUCAAUGCCGUGAUACAACUGAUUCUUAUGAAUGUGAAUGCCCACCAAAUUCAAAGGAUAUUUCACCAAGCGCGUCUUUCCCAGGAAGAGUUUGUCUUCAAUUUAUCAAUGAAUGUCAAACUGGAGCACACGAUUGUGAUCCAUCAGCGAUUUGUCGAGAUAAUGAACAAUCUUUCACUUGUGAAUGUCCAGCUGGAUUCAUCGAUCGAAGUCCAAACAAAUUGACAAGAUCGGGAAGAGUUUGUGUGAAAUUGGUUGAUGAAUGUCGAGAAGGUCGACAUACUUGCAGUGCUCAAGCUGACUGCCGUGAUCUUGAAGAAGGUUAUACUUGUGAAUGCCGAGAUGGUUAUGUUGAUAGAUCACCAAACUUGGCUAGUCAACCAGGAAGAGUUUGUUCUGCACCAGAAGUUUGUCCAUCCAAUCACGAUUGCUCAUCAGCAGCUGUUUGUGAACCAUUAGGUGGAAUGAAAUAUCAAUGUACUUGUAUUCAAGGAUAUGUUGAUCACUCACCAAAUGGGCAAAAAGGAAGAGUUUGUGUUAGAAGUGAGUUUUUCAAAUAAUUGAUUUCAAAUGUGAAUUAACAAUUUUCAGACAAUGCUUGCCGUGAUCCUCGUUACAAUACUUGUUCAAGAAAUGCUAUCUGCUAUGAUGAACCGAACGGUUAUCGAUGCGAAUGUAAACGUGGAUUCCUCGAUAGAUCCCCAGAUCCAAGAAGUCGUGGAAGAGUUUGUGAACAACCACCACCCCCAACACCUCCACCAAUUCAUCCUUGCCAACAUCCGGAAAGAAAUGAUUGUCACCCAGCUGGAACUUGCCGAGCUACCGGACCACAAGAAUACACGUGUGAAUGUCUUGCCGGAUAUAUUGACAAGAGUCCAGAUGUUAGAAAUCGUCCAGGACGACUUUGUGUACAAACUGAGCCAAUUUGUCUCGAUUCUUCACAAAAUGAUUGUCAUGCAGCUGCUAUUUGCAGCGAAGUAAAUGGACCAGAAAAGUACUCGUGCAAAUGUCGCGAUGGAUAUAUUGAUCAAUCGCCAGAUUCUUUGAGAAGACCAGGAAGAAUUUGUAAACGAAUGAUCAAUGAAUGCCUCGAUCGAUCAUUGAAUGAUUGUCACACUUCAGCAGUUUGUCAAGAUUUAGCUGAUGGUUAUACUUGUCGCUGUCCGGUUACAAUGAAAGAUCAAUCACCAAAUCCAAACAAACCAGGAAGAUUGUGUACUGCUCAAGUAAACGAGUGUGCAAAUCCAUCUUUGAAUAGUUGUUCAGCAUUUGCUGAUUGUUUCGACCGAGAAAAUGGAUACGAAUGCCGAUGCCGACAAGGUUAUCACGACGACGAUCCAGCAAAUCCAGGAAGACGAUGCUCAUUCAGUAAGUUCCACUUUUUUCCGGAAAUUUAAAAAUAUAAAUAUUCUUUUCAGUGAUCAAUGAAUGCGAAUCAUCAAAUCUCAAUGAUUGUGACAAGAACGCAAUUUGUACAGAUACUGCUGGCGGAUAUGAAUGUUCUUGCCGUUCUCCAUACAGAGAUGAAGGACCAUCGGGUCACAGAGGAAGAAUCUGUCGACUUAAUGAAUGCCUCAAUCCAAAUAUGAAUAAUUGUGAUAAAAAUGCUGAUUGUCGCGAUUUGGACUACGGUUACACGUGUGUCUGUCGUCAUGGGUUCUACGAUCAAUCACCAAAUCCACAAGAAGCGGGAAGAGUUUGCAUCGAAUUCCAACAAGAACAAACAAUUCAACGUGUCGAUAUCAAACCACCUCGAACUCAACAAGAAGAUGGACUUCUUUGUGGUAGAGAUCAUUGUAUUAUUGCAAGAGGCGAAGUUUGUAUCAGUGGAGAAUAUUGUGGUUGUAAACCGGGAGAAGGAAGAUCAGCAAGUAAUGGAAGAUGUCAACCAGUUGAUGAAACACCAUUACAAGUACGAGUUAUUUCGAGAGAUCGAAGACCAUUGAUGUAUUCGAGUGAAUAUGGAAGUAGUAAGAAUCCUCCGUAUGUUGAGAUCGUUGAAUUAUUCCAAAGAAACAUGGCAACAACAUUUGGUGGAACUUCUCUUGCUCCAAGAUAUGUUAACACCAAGGUUGAUUAUAUAACUCAUCCAAAGACUGUGAACAGCAGUUGGGAUCAAGGAUUAAUUUUCAAAUAUGAGGUUCAAACAACAAAAGUCAAGAAUGCUCUUCCAAUCGAUGAAUGUGAAUUGUGGAAACAAAUGCAAUCAUCACUUGAUCGUACAAAUGGUGCAAUUGGUGGUGGUUCACUUCGAGUUGCAGCUGAUAAUGAACUUCUCAAUCCGUGUAAACAACAAGAAGAAUGGGGAGAUUGUGGAGGUUUGAAAUGCAAAGAAAAACUCGGUGAAGUUUGUUUGGCUGGACAAGUUUGUGGAUGCCCAGAUGGAAUGAAAAGAUCUAAUUCCGAUUCGGAAUGUCGAAUUGUUGAAAGCUGGAAUGUUCCAUUGUGGGUGGUUCGAGACAAGGAAAGACCAAUUUUGUAUAGCGAAUCUUUGGAUAAUCCUCAAACUCAAAUAUACAAGGUAAGAACUACAAAAUUUAGAGUAUGUGAAGAAAUUAAUAAUAUUUUACAGAGCUACUCAAAUCGCAUUGAAAAGGGUAUUGAAGGAUGUUAUCCACACACUGAACUCAAAAAUGCAUUUGUCAGUGCUGAAGUCAAUGAUAUCGUCAACCCAGUUUUAUUGAAUUCUUCUUAUGAUUCUGGACUCUUGUUCAAUACCACAGUGAAUUUCCGAAAAGGUAUAACAUUUUUUCAUAAAUUUUCUCACAAAAAGCCAUAAAUAAUUUUAGGAAUGGUUCGAAUUCCAUCUGAUGCUUAUUAUCAACUUGUCAAAUAUAUCACCAAAGAAAACAACAACGAAGUUGGAGAAUCAGAUCUUUAUCUCAACCCAGUUCAACCAGAUCCAUUCAAACCGUGCUUCAAAAAUGAUUGUGAUCCCCACGGAAAAUGUAUCGAAACAUCGAAAUACAACUACAAAUGUGAAUGUGCCACCGGUUAUCGUGAUAUGAAUCCAUUGAAUCCUGGGAAAACCUGCCUACCAGUUCACGGUUUCAAUGAAUGUGAACGAAAAGAAGACAAUGAAUGUAGCGAAAAUGCACGAUGUGUUGAUUUGGAACAUCUCUACAAAUGCGAAUGUCUUCCAACAUUCUACGAUGCUUCUCCGCCAGAAGCAAUUCCUGGUUCAAUGUGUGUUUUGGAUUACUGUAGUGAUGUGAAUUUCUGCCCAACCAACACAACAUGUAAAAAUAUGGAACAACAAGCUGAAUGUCGAUGCGAUGCUGGUUUUAUGGAUAUCAGAAAAUCAGAAAAGAGAACAAUGUUAGGAUUAACUGAUGAUACAUUAUGUAUGCAUGUUCGAGAUGUUGAUGAAUGCGCACUCGGAUUGAAUAACUGCUCCGGUGUUGCUCAUUGUAUAGACAGAGCUGUUGGUUAUACUUGUAGAUGUCCAGAUGGUUACAUCGAUGGAAAUCCAGAUGAACCUGGAAGAGUUUGCGGAGCUCUGCUUUGCGAUCUUUGCAAUGCUCACGGAGAUUGUGUUCACAAUUCAGCUACAAAUAAUGUAACGUGUGUUUGUACAGAUGGAUGGAGUGGUGCACAAUGUCAAGUUGCUCCAAGCAAUGCAUCUUUAGUUCUUCUGAUUCUUCUGGCUCUUCUUUUCCUUCUAUUGACACUUUGCUGCCUUCUUUAUUUCUGCACAAAAUGUCAUUGUUUCAAAGGUCGCGCUGGAGCCGCUGCUGGAGCUGCGGGAUUGAGAUAUGGAAGAGGAGCUUGGCCAUGGUCAACUCUUGAAGGAGGAUCAAGUUCAAGUGAAAGUGGAGCUGAUUUCUCUAACGAAUACUACCCAGAUAUCGGAAUUCCAAGAGCAAAACUGAAGGGUGCUGGAGGAACAGUUGAAAGAUCACACGAUGUCGCGAGAAUGGAACAAUAUUUGGAGGAAGAAUCGAGUGGUGCAGCAGGAGCAGUUCGUAUUCCACGUGCUCAUCUUGCUGGAAGCUCUGGAGCUGAUAUUGAUAGUUUCAGCGAGGCAAGCUCUGAUUAUACUAUUCGUGAAGAAGUUGAAAGAAGAGUUACAACUGAUGUGACAACAAAAGAAAUCAAAACAACAACUACCACUGAUGCAUCUGGAAAUACAAUUAUCACAACCUCCGAAACACUUAUCGAACCAGAAGAUAGUCAUGUUAGAACAGUGACACAUGAUCACGGAUAUGAGGCAACAUCAGGAAUGAUGUCAGGAUCAGCAAUGGUAAGAUUCUAAAUAAUCUAAUUUAUUUUUUGAAAAAAAAAUUGAAAAUUUAUAGAAUCAAGCCAGCUCAGCAUCUUACGAAGACGAUGUUUCUUACUACGGUAAAGAAGGAGUAUCUACAAGCUCAUUUGUGAACACAGGAUAUGCAGCAGGAUACUCGAAUCGACUUUUUGAUGAAAAGUUAGUUGAAAUUAAAGAAAACUUCAAAAUAUAAAUAUAAUAUACUUUUACAGAGAACGAGGAGAAAGUGUUGCUGAAUUCUCAAUCGGAAAAGCUCGUGGCGCUUCAUCAAAUCAUCAUCAAUUUGAAUCAUCAGCUAAUCGCGAAAUCGAAGAAUAUCAAGAAUCUGAUGCUGCAAGUUCAACAACUGAAGAACACGAAAUCGGAGAUGUUCGAAAUCUCGUAACUCGUAACUACAGUGUAGACCCGAUUCAAAAUGGGCAAAUCGAACGAAGCCGUAAUGAAUAUGUUACCACAAAAACAUCAUCAUCUGUAACUAGAUCCUAA